AACAGGUCCUCCGCCACUCUCGCUCUCUCGCCAAACCUGCCGCAAUGUCGUAUUUUUGUCAAUAAAAUGGUCACUUGUCUCACACACGUUUUGAAAUUCAAUCUCUCUCUGUCGCUUUCUAUCUCUUUCUCUCUCGUAUGAUUAGGGUUUGAAGAGAAUCGAAUAGAAUCGAUGGCUCCAUCGUUGAUCUGCAGCUUCGUGAUGCGCAGGACGGUUAUACUCGCAGAGUGCUCAAAUCAUCAGGAUCAGGAGGAUGUGGCUCGCCUGGCUCUGAAUUUGCUCGAAACGCUCGACCGUUCGAUGAGAAGGAUCACUUACGAACGUGAUGGUUACACCUUCAACUACCUGAUUGAUUGUGGCUACACAUACAGUGUAGUUGCAGAUGAGGAUAUUGGUCGAGAAAUUCCUCUUGCCUUCCUCAAUCAAGUCAGGAAGGAUUUUCUUGGCAAAUAUAGUGCACAAUUUGUUAAAGCACUAAUUGCAAAUAGUCUGAGCAAUGAAUUAGGCUCCAAACUGAAGGAGCAUAUGGAAUAUGUAGCUGCUAAAGUCUCAAAAGACGAACAAGUUGCGAUGGAAUAUAUUGAGAAGAAUCGAGGGUGGCACAUGAGAAGAAAAUCCAAAGCUUCAUCAUUGAGCUACAGCUUCGUGGCGCACGGGACGGUGGUUCUUGCAGAUUGGUUGCAAUUUGACCAUACGGUCAGUGGCUUGGCUGUGGAUUAUCUCUCUGAGCUCCCCUGUUCGAUAAAUAAGAUCAACUACGACCGUGGUGGCUGCACGAUCAACUACCUGCUUGAUAGCAACUUCACAUACUGUGUAGUUGCAGCUAAGGCUAUGGGUCGAAAAAUUCCCCUUGCCUUCCUCGAUCAAAUCAAGAAGGAUUUUACUGCCAGAUUUGGUGGAGGAUUAGCUGUAGCAACAGUUGAAAAUAGUCUGAACAAAGAUUUCAGGUCCAAACUGAAGGAGCGUAUGAGACAUGCUGAGGUGAAAGCUGCUCAAGCCUCAAAAGAUGAAGGAGUAACGAUGGAAAAUAUUGAAAAGGACGAGGAGGAGGACGAUGACGAUGACGAUGACAAGGAGGAAGAUGACGAUGACUCUGAUGAGGAGGACGAGUAUUAAUGAGAAGCAAAUAUGGGAUACAAGAAAUGAGACCUGCACUGUACUUUUAUGACAUUUUGUAUACGGUCUUAUUUGACUUGCCUAGGUAGUCAAGUGGAUUUGGGAAUAUUGAAAUGCUGCAUGUGUUUAUAGUUUCAAUGAUUUGAUUUCAAAUUACUAUUAAGUAAAAUUCAGUGGCGUUCUCGGA
Malus domestica (apple) is the source of this 1303-nucleotide messenger RNA. RefSeq lists its product as uncharacterized. The record is from RefSeq and is a predicted model, not a curated record. Lineage: Eukaryota; Viridiplantae; Streptophyta; Magnoliopsida; Rosales; Rosaceae.